Messenger RNA from Rhineura floridana, 2107 nucleotides. It is a transcript of the gene KCNS2, whose product is annotated as potassium voltage-gated channel modifier subfamily S member 2. The coding region runs from base 286 to 1719 and encodes 477 amino acids. Gene Ontology annotation, molecular function: voltage-gated potassium channel activity; protein binding. Lineage: Eukaryota; Metazoa; Chordata; Lepidosauria; Squamata; Rhineuridae. The record is from RefSeq and is a predicted model, not a curated record. The transcript is spliced from 3 exons. Gene Ontology annotation, cellular component: voltage-gated potassium channel complex; membrane. Gene Ontology annotation, biological process: potassium ion transmembrane transport; regulation of delayed rectifier potassium channel activity; protein homooligomerization.
UAUUGCUUAGUCAUAGACAGAGCAUUUGAUGCUAUGCUUCAGCCGUUGAUUGUGGAGUAAGGGAUUUGAAAAUAGAAGGCAGUGGAAAGGCUGUCUGUCUACCUCCAUUAAGCGGCGGAUCGGCUCUUGGCGCCGAGGCAUCUUCAGCCUGGAAGAAGGACCCCGCCCCAGCGAUGCUGGAGCGCAGCUUGGGGAAGUUUCGCACUCCAAACAGGGGCCGCAGCAGCAACAGCAGCUCUUGAGGUCUCCUCUCCCUGCCCCAUAUAGGUUCGGAAGACACUCACUAUGACAGGGCUGAGUCUGAGGGAUUUAUCAGAGGCUGAUUUUGAAGACAGUGAAAUCAGCAUCAAUGUCGGAGGCUUUAAGAAAAAGAUGAGAUCCAACACUUUGUUGAGAUUCCCUGAAACGAGACUGGGUAAACUGCUGAGCUGCAAUUCAAAGGAGUCGAUUUUAGAGCUUUGUGAUGAUUACGAUGACAUUAAGAAUGAGUUCUACUUUGACAGGAACCCUGAACUUUUCCCUUAUGUGCUGCAUUUUUAUAAUACUGGAAAGCUGCAUGUGAUGGGUGAACUCUGUGUGUUUUCCUUCAGUCAGGAGAUUGAAUAUUGGGGAAUCAAUGAAUUCUUUAUUGAUUCUUGCUGCAGUUACAGCUACCAUGGGAGAAAAAUGGAACCAGACCAAGAAAAAUGGGAAGAUCACAGUGAUCAGGAAAGCACCAACUCUUCAUUUGAUGAGAUCUUGGCCUUCUACAAUGAUGCUGCUAAGUUUGACAAGCAACCCUUUGGGAAAGUUAGGCGGCAGCUUUGGUUAGCUUUAGACAAUCCUGGCUAUUCUGUCUUGAGCCGAAUAUUCAGUGUUCUUUCCAUAGUGGUUGUUCUUGGAUCCAUAGUAACUAUGUGCCUCAACAGCCUCUCAGACUUUCAGAUUGUUAACAGCAAUGGGAACUCUGAAGAAGACCCUCGAUUUGAAAUUGUGGAACAUUUUGGUAUUGCAUGGUUCACCUUUGAGCUGGUGGCAAGGUUUGCAGUGGCCCCAGACUUCCUGAAGUUUUUUAAGCAUGCACUCAAUCUGAUUGACCUAAUGUCCAUCCUUCCCUUUUACAUCACUUUAAUUGUUAACUUGGUGGUGGAAAGUAGCCCUGCUUUAGCGAAUUUGGGUAGAGUAGCCCAAGUCCUGAGAUUGAUGAGGAUAUUCCAUAUCUUAAAGCUUGCACGACACUCAACAGGCCUUAGAUCUCUUGGAGCCACUCUCAAGUAUAGCUACAAGGAGGUAGGGCUUCUCCUGCUCUACCUCUCAGUUGGAAUCUCUAUAUUCUCUGUAGUGGCUUACACAAUUGAAAAAGAGGAAAACAGGGCCCUAGAGACCAUCCCUGCUUGCUGGUGGUGGGCAACAGUUAGCAUGACCACAGUUGGCUAUGGAGAUGUUGUCCCAGUGACCACUGCAGGCAGGUUGACAGCUUCUGCAUGCAUCCUAGCUGGCAUCUUAGUAGUAGUUCUUCCUAUCACACUCAUUUUCAACAAGUUCUCUCACUUUUACAGGCGCCAAAAGCAGCUAGAAAGUGCCAUGAGGAGCUGUGAUUUUGGGGAUGGGAUGAAAGUGGUCCCUUCAGUCAACUUAAGGGACUACUAUGCCUACAAAGUUAAAUCACUUAUGGCCAGUCUCACAAACAUGAGCAGGAGCACUCCCAGUGAACUAAGUCUAAAUGAUUCAUUGCAUUAGUCUCUGGUUCCAAGACCAGUUUGCAUGAUGGAAAACCAAGAGAUGUAUUUAUAUAUGUUAUUUUUCUCACCCCAGCAUCUAAUGUUGUCGAUUAAGCACCAAACACAGACCCACAUAGCUAUUUUUUCCACCAUCUUUUUUUGCAGUAAUCUUUUCGUAGCAAUUCACAUGCACUUGAGUCUUGUGAACGGUUCAUCAUGCAUUCAGAUUUAGGGAUAAUAUAAGUUCUGAAGUUCAUUCAGCUUGUGCCGGCUUGCAAUCAAAAGUGUGUUGAACCAUCACAAAUCCAUGAUGCACAUGAAUUACCACAACAUGCAAAGGGUCACCUGAUGGAAAAAUGGUUGUAGAAAUCCACUUACCUUGGUAAUUCUAAAGAUGAAAUUUAGUA